Messenger RNA from Schistosoma turkestanicum, 817 nucleotides. The record is from the annotation of a GenBank genome assembly. NCBI's taxonomy places the organism in Eukaryota, Metazoa, Platyhelminthes, Trematoda, Strigeidida, Schistosomatidae.
GAACAGACUGUCCUUCUGAUUUAUGUUAGGCACUAUUUGUUCAUUAAGAAUAAAUCAUUCUAUUAAACUUAUCACAGUAUACAUUUAAAUUAGUAUGAGGUAACAUAUCCACUUAGACGUAUUAUUCAUUUGUGUUUUUUAUUUGUGAGAUGAAUACGUCAACAAAACAAUACAUUAUUGGAAUAGCAGGAGCAUCGAAUUCUGGCAAGACAACAAUCACUGGUAAACUUGCAACAUAUCUUCAAUCAAUUGGAUAUACUGUGACAUGUUUACAAAUGGAUGAUUAUUAUUGGCCUUAUCAUGAUAAACGACAUGUACGAGAUCCUAUGACAAAUCAACCAAAUUUUGACUGUGAAUCAGCAAUCAACUGGGAAGGCAUUAUUUCUUUUAUUAAAUUAUGGUGUGAACCACAAGUAUCAGAAAAAAAAAACAGAAUACUUUUAAUUGAAGGAAUAUUAAUCAUGAAUAAAAUGGAACUUCGGAAAAUAAUGAAUUUGCGGAUAUUUCUGAAGAUAACUUAUGAAGAUUUGCUGCAGAGACGAAAGUUAAGAAAAUAUCGUACACCAUCUCCACCCGAUUAUAUUGAUAAAUAUGUUUGGCCAGCAUAUGUAAGAACACUAGACAUGUUGAAGUAUUCAAAAGACUCUAUAUAUUAUUUCGAUAGUAAAAAUGGAACUGAAACUCUAUUCCGAGAAAUUUGUCAAUGUGUCAAUGAGAAAAUAGGUUUUACAAACGAAUGAGACAAACAUUUCAAUGAAUUGCCGAAAUAAACUUUUUUUUUUAACAUAAAUUGAUGAUACAAAAUUACUUAAUUGUA